This is a messenger RNA of Sphaeroforma arctica JP610, 1528 nucleotides long. RefSeq lists its product as hypothetical. The record is from RefSeq and is a predicted model, not a curated record. Gene Ontology annotation, molecular function: protein binding. The transcript is spliced from 8 exons. The coding region runs from base 71 to 1474 and encodes 467 amino acids. NCBI's taxonomy places the organism in Eukaryota, Ichthyosporea, Ichthyophonida.
AGUGUACUAAAGAAGUUCAACUGUGAGACUGCGCAAGGCAUCCUGUACACACCACUAGUACGUAGCAACCAUGCCGCCCUUUAUGAAAGAAAAUGAAGAACCCCAACUGCCGCGGGAGCCUGGCAUGCCCACACCCGUUGCCGUGCCAACCCCAACUGUUUGGGGGAGUGCACGUGCUAAUAGUCCCGUAGAUGGAUGGAUUCAGAAACUCGAGAAGGACGACCCCGCCUUUAAAUCACUGUAUGUGAUGUCCUUCCGAACGAUCGAAUCCGCGGAUUUUAUUCGCUUGUGCGCGGCCAUUGGGAAGUCUAAGUUUCUAGAGGAGUUUCAUACUGGCCGAGAACUGGUCGAGAAUGAUCUGGAUGCACUAUCCCAGUGUCUGAGCGUUAAUUCAUCGCUAAAGAUACUGAGUGUCGGAAAUAAGAACUUCGGGGCUGAUGGUAUGGAACGUAUUUUUCCUGGGUUGGCAAAGAACACAUCACUUCGUAUCCUCGAUUUGGAGAAUAAAGGUCUGGGAGAUAGAGGCAUGGAACACCUGGCCAGAUUAUUCGAGUCAACAGCGGACAUACAGAUCGAGAGCAUGAAACUGGGCUGUAACGGAUUCACGGAUAUUGGUGCUAGUGCGCUGCUGAAGGCGCUGUCCUCCAACACAUCAAUCACAUCGAUUGACAUGCACGGCAAUGCCUUUGGUUCUGCAGAUACUGGUGCGGCUCUGGGAGCGUGGCUAGCUUUUAAGGAGUGUGCGCUGCAAAGCUUAAACCUCAGUACCACAGAAGGCCUUAGCGAGGACUUUGUCGUCAAGGUUGCGCAGGAAGGUCUGGCCAGGAACACGUCUUUGACCAGGCUGAAUCUGAACGAGUGCGCUGUGGGCGAUGCGGGUGUGACUGCCCUGGCCGAGGCACUGGCUGAUAAUAAGUCCGUUUCCAGCUUAUUUCUGGACGGGUGCAGUAUCACCGCUGUGGGCGCCAGCCAAUUACAGGCCUUGUUGACUGCCAACACGCAGAUCAAGGAGUUGAUUAUCCGAAAUAACGCUAUCCAUGAGGAAGGAUUCAACGCUAUCUGUUCGGCACUGCGAACAAACACGACGCUAGAUGUGCUGGAAUGCGGUGGCUGUGGAGUCUCCAGGGUUGCACAGAUCGGCAGUGAGACGAGCAUAACACACCUGGGAUUAUUCAAUAAUGGCUUGGGCGAUGCCGGUAUAGCGUCUAUUUUGUAUGCUGUGGAGGCUAACAACAAGACAUCCCUGAACAGCUUAGUAUCGUUGGAUGUCAGUGGCAAUGAGAUAUCGGACGAUGGCUUCAGAUCCUUCUGUGAGCGGAUAGGCGCCGACUUGGAGCUACUGCCAGCGCUCACAACUCUUGAGAUCGGUGGGAACAAGGCAGAUGACAAAGAAGCGUGGGUGUCUGUGUGUGAAGCACUGGAGAAGACACGGCCAGGCAUCAGAGUCAUCUGGGGCGAUGGCCACAAAUAUUAAACGCGCUGCAAUGCGUUGUCAUUAAUGUAAUAAACGUUUAGCAAAGCCAUCGGA